AUGGCGACAGAGAAGGUCGCCCCGACCAAACGGGAGCUUGAAGCCUUUGAACUGAGCAACCCCGACGUCGUUGAGCUCAUUCAUCAAGCAGAGCAAAGCGAUGCAGCUGACCGGAAGUUGACUAUCCGCCAAGCACUGAAGAAAUAUAAGAAAGCUGUAUUCUGGGCCAUGUUCCUAUCUACUAGUUUGAUCAUGGAAGGCUAUGAUUUGGUCAUUAUAACUUCAUUUUACGGCCAAACACAGUUCAGAACGAGGUUUGGAGUGUGGGAUCCCGUGUCGAAGAGCAACCUAAUACCCGCUUCGUGGCAAUCCGGGCUGUCCAAUUCAUCUCUUGUCGGCCAACUUGCCGGCUUAAUAGUUAACUCAUAUACCCAAGAUCGAUUUGGUUGUCGACCGACCAUGAUGUUUUUCAUGGCUUGGAUGCUUAUCAUGAUCUUCAUUCCGGUUUUUGCGCCAUCCUUGCCUGUCUUGGCAUUUGGAGAGGCGAUGUGUGGUGUUUCUUGGGGUGUUUUCCAGACUCUUUCUACGUCCUACGCUUGUGAGGUGGUUCCCACAGUCCUCCGACCCUAUGUGACCGCCUACGUUUGCAUGUGCUGGGGUGCCGGUAUCCUUCUAUCUUCUGGAGUCGUCCGAGCUGUAGCCAGCAUUGAAGGUGACCUAGGAUGGAGACUUCCAUUUGUUCUUCAGUGGAUCUGGCCGGUUCCUCUCUUCAUUGGAGCUUACUUUGCCCCCGAAUCACCUUGGAACGCAGUCCGCCGUGAUAAGCUCGAUCUCGCCAGAAAGAGUCUGAUGGCGUUGCAGCAAGAUGGCCCCGAUAAGGAACGUAAUGUCGAUGUCAUCCUUGCAUACAUUAGACACACCACCGAAUUGGAAAAGGGAGAGACGUCGAAUGCUAGCUUCCUCGAUUGUUUCAAGGGAACCAAUUUACGGCGCACGGAGAUCAACUGUGUCGUCUGGGCAGCCCAGCUCCUGUGUGGCAAUACCAUCCUCGGCUAUGCCGUUACCUUCCUCGAAGCAGCAGGCUUCACCGAGCUUCAGGCCUUCGACGUGAAUAUCUCCCUCUCGGCAUGCUACAUCAUCGGUGGAAUUAUCUGCUGGUUCCUUUUCCCGCACGUCGGCCGAGCGACUAUCUAUAUGACUGGCAUGGCCUUCAUGUUUGUCUGUCUCAUCGUGAUCGGCGGUCUUGGCUUCGCCCACGAUAAUAGUUCAAAACUUGCGGUUGGCAUUCUCCUCGUCAUCUCCACGCUAGCAAACAUGAUCACCGUCGGCCCAGCCUGCUAUCCCAUCGUGGCCGAGACACCCUCGGGUCGGUUGAGGUAUAAGACUAUUAGUAUUGGGCGAUUUGUGUAUAAUCUGACGGGAAUUGUGCAUAAUACCAUUACGCCACGCAUGAUCUCAUCGACAGCCUGGAAUUGGGGAGCCAAGGCCGGUCUAUUCUAUGCAGGAACCAACCUUCUCUGCAAUAUUUGGUGCUGGUUCCGUCUCCCAGAGACAAAGGAUCGAACAUUCGGUGAGAUCGAUGUGCUGUUUGAUAACAAUAUUCCUGCAAGAAUGUUUAAGCAUACCAAGGCCGAACGUAAGUGUCAAUUGAAAAGACUCCUUACUGGAGUAUACUAA
Molecule: messenger RNA, 1617 nt
Organism: Penicillium pulvis
Lineage: Eukaryota; Fungi; Ascomycota; Eurotiomycetes; Eurotiales; Aspergillaceae
Product: putative MFS alpha-glucoside transporter
Exons: 5
Coding region: 1-1617 (538 amino acids)
Biological process (GO): transmembrane transport; carbohydrate transport
Cellular component (GO): membrane
Molecular function (GO): carbohydrate:proton symporter activity
Source: RefSeq, a predicted model, not a curated record